AUGCCAGAGAUUGUGUCAGCAGAAGCCAAGGCCUGCCAUCGUCGACGGGUGCCCUCCAGAGAGAGGCGCAAAGCUGCUGGAGCCAGUACCGGUGCAUGUGCUGCAGCGGAAGACAAGAGAGAAGACGGGGCGACACAGACGCCCCGGAGUGGAACACGCUCAGACCGGAGCCCCGAGGAAAGGCUCGGCUGGAGAAGCAGAAGCCCAAGGCCUGGCGCUCUCCUGUGCUCCACGGGCACCCCUGAGGCCCGGGGGAGCGGGAGGCGGGCUCCCCCCUUCGCUCCGAGGGCGGCAGCCCACGCCUACUCUGUCCUCACGGGUCCCCAGGACUGGGACGACGCGCCACCCGCGCACGAGCCCCGCCUCGGGCUCAUCCUGGCCGGCAAGACCGGUGCGGGCAGGAGCGCCACCUGCAGCAGCAUCCUGGGCCACACGCGCCUCCCGUCCAGGCUCGCGGCCACCUUGGUGACCUGGGCCUGCGCCCUGGGGAGCCGCCGCUGCGGCCGCUGGCGCCCGGAGGUCACCGACACCUCGGACCUGUUCGGCGUCGAAGGCGGUCGCGCCGACCCCGACUGCACCGAGCGCGGCCGCUGCCACCUGCUGUCGGUCGGGCCGCACGCGCUGGUGCUGGUCCCCCCGCCGGGCCGCUUCCCGGCCCGGGACGAGCCUGCGGAGCGCGGCGUCCGCCAGCUGUUCGGGGCCCGCGUCCUGGCGCCGGCGGUCGUCGUCGUCACCCGCCGCGAGGACCUGGAGGGGGCGUCGCUGCACAACUAUGUGCGCGACACCGACAACCGCGCGCCGCGGGCCCUGGUGGCCGAGUGCGGCGGCCGCGUGUGCGCCCACAACCGGACGGCGGCCGCGGAGCGCCGGGCGCGGGUGGACGAGCUGCUGGUGCGGGUGGAGCGGCUGGCGCGGGAGUCCCCGGGCGCGCCCUUCACCAACGCCGUGUACCGCCUGGCGGGGACUCGCCACGCGUCCCCCGACGACAGGCUGCGGCAGGGGGCCAAGCGGCUGGCGACCUGCCCCUGGGGGCGGGAGCGGGGGCGGCGCCGGCUGGAGAGGGGGCGGCGCAGGCGGCUGGGACCAAAGGCCUUGCGGGAGGUCAGUCCCCACUUGACAUGGGUCAAGGUCCCAUGA
Mustela erminea (ermine) is the source of this 1137-nucleotide messenger RNA. Its product is annotated as GTPase IMAP family member 1-like. Gene Ontology annotation, molecular function: GTP binding. Gene Ontology annotation, cellular component: endoplasmic reticulum. The record is from RefSeq and is a predicted model, not a curated record. NCBI's taxonomy places the organism in Eukaryota, Metazoa, Chordata, Mammalia, Carnivora, Mustelidae.